Messenger RNA from Entelurus aequoreus (snake pipefish), 4738 nucleotides. It is a transcript of the gene trappc9, whose product is annotated as trafficking protein particle complex subunit 9. The coding region runs from base 1589 to 4417 and encodes 942 amino acids. The transcript has 22 exons. NCBI's taxonomy places the organism in Eukaryota, Metazoa, Chordata, Actinopteri, Syngnathiformes, Syngnathidae. The record is from RefSeq and is a predicted model, not a curated record. Gene Ontology annotation, cellular component: trans-Golgi network.
UCAGUGUUUGGAUCCCAACCAAGCCUUUCCUCCUCCCUCAGUCUUAGGAUGACAACAUGUUCAUUAGUCCAAAAACCCUUUCUAUUUCCUACUGGUGACAUGGAAGAAAUCAUCAUCAAUAUUGAUUUUCUGAUCAGAAGAUAAUGGACUGAUCUUAGGGCUGGGUCAUGUGGCUGAAAACUCAGAAUCAGAAAUACUUUAAUAAUCCCCGAGAGGAAAUUAACAUUCUCAGCACAAUCCCAUUCAAGAGCGGACACACAUUACAGGGAGACAGAACGGGAUCAAACAUUACAGGGAGACAGAACGGGAUCAAACAUUACAGGGAGACAGAACGGGAUUGCUGACGGGUCUGCCAAUUUACGGCGCCCCUUACAAAAAUGGUGAGAAAUAGGGAGGAAAGGGGGGGUGGGUGAGAAAAAAAAAAAAUUCAGUCUAUGCCUGGGCCCCUGGAGCGGGGGUCCAGACUGAGGCCAAGGAAGAAAAAAAACAACCUCUUAGCCGUAUAGCACACAAGAGGGAAACAUCAAAGAACACAAAAGACAUUAAAAGAUCAGAGCUGAUGCAACCAACCAUUUCUGCAUACAGCCACAAAAGUAAAACAUUCAUCCAUCCAUUUUCUACCGCUUGUACCUUUUGGGGUGGCGGGGGGUGCUGGAGCCUAUCUCAGCUGCAUUCGGGCGGAAGGCGGGGUACACCCUGGACAAGUCGCCACCACAUAUAGACAGACAACAUUCAACAACAACAUAUACACUGUGGUGGCCUCUGCGGUGUUCCACGCCAUCGUCUGCUGGAAUGGGGGGAGUAUGACCAGAGACAGGAGCAGACCCAACAAAGCAACCAAGAGAGCCGACUCCACCCUCGGCUAUAUUGGUCAAUAUCAAUAAUUAUUGAUUUUUUUUUUUUUUUACAAAAAUAAGGCACAGAACAAUAUGUGAAAUGUAAACAUUUUUAUUUCAAAUGUAACCUUCCUCUAAUUGUUAAUGUCCCCUCGGGGAUUAUUCAAGUAUUUCUGAUUCUGAUUAUAAUCCUCUCAGCCAUCAAGGCUGAAAAGAAAGGAAAUGUCAACACAAGCAUUGAAAACACUUCAACAAAAUAGUAAAAUCACAUUUCAACACUUAAUACUUAACAAUAACCUCCUGUUUAUUUCAAUUUAGUUUUUUUCUUUAUUGCCUGUUGUGUAAUUUAUUUUAUUUUAUUAUUAUUUUUACCCCGUAUUUGUUCCCACUACCGCACCUUAAAUUGGAGUCCUUAAUCUCGUUAUAUGCAAAUAUAAUGACAAUAAAGUGCAUUCUAUUCUAUUGUAAAAUGGAUGCGCAACAUAAGGACCAUGUAAGAAAUGUUUGAUAAAAUGUAAGAAAAUAGUGCAAAGUGUGAAAAAGAGCUCAUUUCUACAGGUGUAGUGCCACAAAGUUGCAGCUGUGCUCUAAAGGGUGAGCGCGGCUAAGGUGGUGUGGUAUUACCGAGCGUCUUGCAUCAUUUACAGACCACAUUGGUCUGACUACGGUCCCUUUGAACGACAAGGCACUACAAGAAGCGCUGCCAGGGCCGCACCAGGAAGCACGUGGGCGACUUGUGUCUGCAAGCGGGCAUGUUGCAGGACGCCCUGGUCCACUACCACAUGGCGGUGGAGCUGCUGCGGGCCGUCAACGACUUCCUGUGGCUGGGCGCCGCCCUGGAGGGUCUGUGCUCCGCCUCCGUCAUCUUCCACUACCCCGCAGGCACGGCGGGCAAGACCGUCUUGCUGGCGCACAAGACCAGCGUCUCCCAGGCGGCAGAUGCCGGGAAGCGCCACAGACCAGGGGCUCAGGAGGUUCUCAUUGACCCAGGCGCCCUCACGGCCAACGGCAUCAGCGCCGACACCAGCGCCGAGAUUGGACGAGCAAAGAACUGCCUGAGCCCCGAGGAUAUCAUCGAGAAAUACAAAGAGGCCAUCUCAUAUUACGGAAAGUACAAGAACGCAGGCGUCAUCGAGCUGGAGGCCUGCGUGAAGGCCGUGCGAGUGCUGGCCAUUCAGAAGAGAGCCAGAGAGGCCUCGGAGUUCCUGCAGAAUGCUGUUUACAUCAACCUGGGACAGCUGUCCGAGGAGGAGAAGAUCCAGCGCUACAGCAUCUUGUCCGAGCUCUACCAGCUGAUCGGCUUUCGCCGCAAGUCGGCCUUCUUCAAGCGCGUGGCGGCCAUGCAGUGUGUGGCGCCCACUAUCCCUGAGCCUGGCUGGAGGGCCUGUUACAAGCUGCUGCUAGAGACGCUGCCUGGGUACAGUCUCUCCCUCGACCCCAAGGACUUCAGCAAAGGCACUCACCGAGGCUGGGCUGCCGUUCAAAUGCGUCUCCUGCACGAGCUGGUGUAUGCCUCCCGCCGCAUGGGCAACCCCGGCCUCUCCGUACGCCACCUGUCCUUCCUGCUGCAGACCAUGCUGGACUUCCUGUCCGAUCAAGAGAAGAAAGAAGUGACCCAGAGUCUGGAGAACUACACCUCCAAGUGCCCAGGUGGAAUGGAGGUCAUCACCUUACCUGAUGGCCUGAAGCUGCCCGCCGUGCCCUUUACCAAGCUCCCCAUUGUACGGUCAGUGAAGCUCCUCAACCUCCCCGUCAGCCUGCGUCCUCACAAGCUGAAAGGCCUGCUGAGUCCCAACGUGUCCACUGCCAGUCCCUUCAUCUACUCGCCCAUCGUCAUGCACAACAGAGGAGAGGAGCGCUGCAAGAAGAUCGACUUCCAGUGGGUUCAAGGAGAUGUUUGUGAGGUGCAGCUCAUGGUCUACAACCCCAUGCCUUAUGAGCUUCGAGUGGAGAAUGUGGGUUUAAUGACCUCCGGGGUGGAGUUUGAGUCCCUCCCCGCCGCCCUGUCGCUGCCCGCAGAGUCUGGGCUCUACCCCGUCACCCUGGUGGGCGUGCCAAGAACUGCUGGCAACAUCACCGUCAAUGGAUACCACACCUCAGUGUUUGGUGUGACCAGCGACUGCCUGCUGGAGGGUCUACCCGGCGUGAAAACAGACGGGUGCCUGCUGGAGGUGGUUCCUUCGCUUCCUCGUCUGCAGCUCAGUACGUCACUGCCACGGACGGCGCACACCCCCCCGCCCAUGUCCAAGGAGGAGCUGUCCAGCACAGUCUCUGUCCAGCUCUUCAACGGCGAGAGCCAGCAGAUGACCAUCACCUUGGAGAAUAUCGGCUCGGAGGAUAUCGAGAGCCUGGAGCUCAGCUCCAAGAUUGUUAGCACCAAAGAGAAAGUGUUUGGGGACUUCCUGCGCUGGAGUCUGGAGGACGCCUUCUCUCACAUGCCCCUCAAGCCCGGCCAAGCGGUCUCGCUGGUGGUGGACAUUCAUGUCAAACUGGACUUCUCGGGCCAGGAGAGUCUGUUGCAGGACCUCAACGACGAUGGAAUCAGUGUGACAGGCCUGCCAAUCUCCAGUCCUUUGCGCCAGGUCCUCAAGCCCAGGCCUGAAAGCAAGUCUGUCAGCGGCGAGUCGGGAAAGGGGGAGUACAGUCAUGUGAAGACCUUAGAGGCUGUCCUUAACUUCAAGUACUCAGGAGGCGCAGGCAAAGUGGAGGGCUACUACAGGGAGCUGUCUGUGGGGGUCCACGUGGAUGUGGAGCCCUCAGUGUUCUUCACCAGAGUCAGCACCCUCCCCGCUACCAGCACCCGUCAGUGUCACCUGCUGCUGGACAUCUUCAACCCCACCGAGCACGAGCUCACCGUCAGUGCCAAGAACAACCAGGACCUGGUUCUUCAUGCCAGCGAGUGCCAAAGGAUGGCCAUCCAGGUGGACAAGUUUGACUUUGAGAGCCUGCCCCUCCACGAGCACGAUCACGAGCACGAGCACGAGCACGAUCACGAUCACGAGCAUGAGCACGCCACUAACCCCAAGCAGCUGGAGGAGGAGCGGCAGCACGCUCGAGGCUGUCAGAUCAACAGCAAGCUGGGCAUCUGCUGGAGCAUCCCUUCCCUGCGGCGUGGCGGCGAGGCCAGCGUGGAGGGAGUCCUCAACCAGCUGGUCCUGGAGCACCUGCAGCUGGCGCCCCUGCAGUGGGACGUGCUGGUCAACGGGAAUCCGUGCGACUGCGACGUGAUGGCCGACUGUUGCGUGGGCGAGGCCGUGUCCUUGGAGAUCAAACUGACCAACCUGAGCAAGAACUCUGUGGGACCUCUGGCGCUGACCGUGGUGCCGUACCAGGACUACCAGAACGGGGUGCAGAACUACGACCUUGGCGAGGCCGUGACCUUCAUCGGCUCCAACACCUUCUACAUCGACACGGUGAAGCCCAGAGACAAGAAGGUGUGCACAGGUGCGCUGCUCUUCCUCUACACGGGACAUUUCUACCUCAACAUCAAGUUCCAGGACGACAGCGCCGGGCGGGAACUUCCUCUAGCGUGGUUCACUCUGCCCAGCGUCCACAUCAGAACUCUUCUACCUGCAGCUUAGACCUCACAUACUCACCUGCCAGUAACAUCUGGAUAAGACUACCGACUGCUGUCAGCAACAUCUGGAUAAGACUACCGACUGCUGUCAGUAACAUCUGGAUAAGACUACAGACUGCUGCCAGCAACAUCUGGAUAAGACUACCGACUGCUGUCAGCAACAUCUGGAUAAGACUACUGUAAGUAACUUAUGGAUAAGAAAUACUCCCCCAGACUGCUGUCAGUAACAUCUGGAGAAUAAAUACUCCCCUUGACUGCUGUAACAUCUGGAUAAUACUACUGUAAGUAACUUAUGGAUAAUAAACACUCUCCUAGACUGCUGUAA